CAAACAAUAAUCAAUUCCCUAUCUUUUCUCCUUAAUCGAGAUUUUCCCGGGAAAGAAAAUAGUUCCAGAUUUGGAAUCCCAUUCCUCAAUCCUCACGGCUCUGCGCAAUACAUGCAUGAAUGUAAUUACAUAACAAGUUUGAAAUAACUGCAAAAACGUAGGAAUAGAUCAAGCAGGGUUAGAAUUCUCCUACACUGCCACUAUGGUUUUACAUACAUAACUGGCGGCUUCAAAGCAAAAGGCUUGGACUUUUCAUAUUCUUUUUUCUUUUAUGGAAAGCGUGGUUUGCGACUGGGCCAUUUAGGAUAUACCAGCAGAUUCAGAUUCCCAUAAAAGCUUGAAGAAUCAACCCCAAAAGGCAAAAGUCUCUCUUCUCAAUCCAUACAUAUCCAAUCCAUCCUUACCCUGUUCUAACUGUCUCCUCUUGUAUACGUGAUUGUGCUUAACUUGCUUAAACUUGUAGGGAGCUGGUUGAAAUCGGAAGCAAGAGUUCAUGGCUGACCUUGAUGAUAAAGGACAGCCACAGAUUCAGGGGAGGUUUGCUGCAAUGGUAGUCUGUUUCCUUCUGGGAAAUGGGUGCCUCUUUUCAUGGAACAGUAUGCUUACAAUCGAAGAUUACUAUGUGGCCUUGUUCCCGAGAUAUCAUCCGGCGAGGGUCCUCACUCUAGUGUAUCAGCCGUUUGCGCUUUUUACACUCAUAGCAUUGUCAUAUAAUGAAGCAAAGAUCAAUACUAGGAAGCGGAAUUUAUUUGGAUAUACCUUAUUUUUCCUAAGUACUCUUUUGGUGCUAGUGUUGGAUUUAGCUACAUCCGGAAAAGGAGGUAUUGGAACUUACAUCGGAAUCUGUGCCAUUAGUGGUGCUUUUGGAAUUGCAGAUGCUCAUGUGCAAGGAGGAAUGAUUGGAGACCUCUCGUUCAUGAAACCAGAAUUCAUCCAAUCUUUCCUUGCUGGCUUGGCUGCAUCAGGGGCCCUAACCUCUGGACUGAGGCUACUUACAAAGGCAAUAUUUGAGAAUUCCCAGAAUGGUCUGCGCAAGGGAGCCAUUAUGUUCUUUUCCAUCUCUACAUUCUUUGAGCUGCUAUGUGUUUUUCUGUACGCUGUUGUCUUUCCGAAGCUAACAGUUGUGAAGUUCUACCGCUCCAAGGCAGCAUCAGAAGGAUCUAAAACUGUUUCGGCUGACCUUGCUGCUGGUGGCAUCCAGACAUUACCGGAAGGAGAUGCAGAGGAUCCGACUAAGAUGCAGCGGCUGGGGAACAAACAAUUGUUAGCUCAAAACAUUGAUUACGCAAUUGAUAUGUUUCUAAUCUAUGUGCUGACCUUGUCAAUUUUCCCCGGAUUCCUAUCAGAAGAUACGGGAUCUCACAGUUUGGGUACAUGGUAUGCUCUGGUUUUGAUUGCAAUGUACAAUGUGUGGGAUCUCAUAGGGAGAUACGUUCCAUGCUUAGAUUGCCUCAAGUUAGAAUCACGUAAAUGGCUGAUGGUUGUAAUUGUUGCUCGUUUCUUACUCGUUCCCGCGUUCUAUUUCACCGCCAAGUAUGGAGACCAAGGCUGGAUGAUCAUGCUUACAUCCUUCUUGGGUUUAACCAAUGGUUACUUAACUGUUUGUGUGCUCACUACAGCACCUAAAGGCUACAAGGGACCGGAACAAAAUGCUUUGGGAAAUCUACUGGUAGUGUUCUUAGUAUUAGGUAUAUUUGCAGGAGUAACACUCGACUGGUUGUGGCUUAUAGGCAAGGGCUGGUGAUCAUUUCUUACAUCUGAUUUCAAAGAUUGUUCAUAUUUUACUGCUCCGAGUUUGCCAGAAAAUAUACUGGAAUUGUAAUUUUGUUAGACUGGGUGAUUCAUUAAUGAAAUGCAAAAAGAGAAUUACUGGA
This is a messenger RNA of Rosa rugosa (rugosa rose), 1874 nucleotides long. Its product is annotated as equilibrative nucleotide transporter 3-like. Lineage: Eukaryota; Viridiplantae; Streptophyta; Magnoliopsida; Rosales; Rosaceae. The transcript is spliced from 10 exons. The record is from RefSeq and is a predicted model, not a curated record. The coding region runs from base 494 to 1744 and encodes 416 amino acids. Gene Ontology annotation, cellular component: plasma membrane. Gene Ontology annotation, biological process: nucleoside transmembrane transport. Gene Ontology annotation, molecular function: nucleoside transmembrane transporter activity.